AUGGCGAGAUCUGUCUCUGGAAUCCUUGGACAGCCAUCCAUGCUGUUGCUUCUGGCAUUCCUGGCUACUUUAAGUCAUGGUUCAGGGCACACAUUCGAUACACUGGGUCUCCUCCCAAGAUCCUCAGAUUCCUGCCCAGCUUCAUACGUGAGCUGCAGCAACACGAAGCUCCCAGAUGACUUCUGUUGUCCCUCAGACUCAACUUGCAUCAGUUUGGAUGAUGCCAGCUCGGCCAUCUGCUGCCCGGCUGGGCAACAGUGUGACUACAUUAUACCCAUCACAUGCGAUAUGCAGCAGCAGAAUGUCACUCUCCAUCCAGAAAGUGUCAUCAAAUCAACUCGUUUGGGUGAUAGUCUCGCCAAAUGUGGUGAUCUCUGCUGCCCAUUCGGCUACAUAUGCCAAGGGGACAGCACUUGUGCCUUGGACAAGACUACUGCCAUAACAGCAACCGCCUCUACACCUAGCUCUUCCACAGCUCUAUCAAAGUCAACCCAAACAACAACCACGGCUCCAACGACCCCCCAGGCAACUAUUACACCCGUAUCCUCUCCAUCCGCCGAAAAGUCCGCCAAUACCACAACAACUCCCGACCUCUCAGGAUCCUGUCCCGAAUAUCCCGCAGGAGCAAUAGCAGUCGGAUUUUUCCCAGGAGCCAUAUUCGGCGCCAUAGCAGCCCUCCUAAUAACGCUAUGUGCCCGGCGCCGCGUCCACAAACACGAAACCCAAAUCCAAGAGCCCAAGCCUCGGGUAGAUUGGACUCAACGAUCUUCCUCGGGAGCUCUAAUGGGCAUAUCCAAUCCAAUUCCUCAAGACGACACAUCCUACCGCACAGAAUUCCUCCGAAGUCCACCGCGAGCCAAGCGCUCUUCCAUCGGUAGUCGCUCAACUCGCUCAAUGAUGCAUCGUACCGGUAGCAGAGUCCGAAGUCUAUUCUCAGGCUACCCACGCACAGAUCCAAGAUUAGACAAAGACGUCCCCCCUGUACCUGUACCUGUACCUGUGGCCAUGCCAAAUCCAGAUGCUCCGUUUACGCCACCUCGCCAGCGCCAACCAAGCACAGAGAGUAUCAAGAUCUACUCGCCACCUGGGGUGUUUACGCAGCCUCACAAAUUUUUGGGACCUGAGCCUUACCCUGGUGCUAUGGCGAGGCCGGAUACUGCAUUUACAGAUUUGAUGCAUGCUGGUAGCUCACAGGAUGGGAGAAAAUUGCCUUAUCCCACUCAUGAGGAUUCAAGAGAGAAUCCAUUUAGGGACCCUACUCAUUGA
This is a messenger RNA of Penicillium salamii, 1266 nucleotides long. Lineage: Eukaryota; Fungi; Ascomycota; Eurotiomycetes; Eurotiales; Aspergillaceae. The record is from the annotation of a GenBank genome assembly.